UACAGAAGCUUCCCUCAUACUCACUCAAGUAACUGACUUCAUUGAAAAAAUAUGUUUCAAACCAAGAUCCCCGCUUUCACUUUGCUUGUGUUGAUGGGAGCUUGUGCCAAGAUGGUCGAAUCUGGGGAACGCAGGAUCAUUUUGGUCGGGCAAAGUGGAUCAGAAAACAGUGCAGCUGGAAACAUUAUUCUCGGAAAGAAAGUCUUUGAGAACAGUUUCCCAAAGACAGAUGCCACCAAUGCGUGUCAGAGUGAGGAGAGCGGGAGCGAAGGCGACGGAUACAUCAGCAUUAUAAACACAGCAGGACUUCUAGACAGCAAUGAGAAACAGAACAUUUAUAUUUUAAAUUGUACAGUUGUCCAUUCAUUUCCUGGACCUCAUGCAAUUCUGUUGGUGAUCAAUGUAAAAGCUCGAUUCACAGAAGAGGAGAGAGCAGCUGUGAAGUGGAUUGAAGAUCAUUUUGGUUCAGAUGCUUCAACGUACACAAUACUACUGUUCACUCACACAGACCUGCUGGAGGACAAGACUCUGGAUGAGUUCAUCAGUGAGAGCGAUCACCUACGUCACCUGAAAGAUCAGUGUGGAGGAAGAUACCACGCAUUUAAAAACAACAACAUUCAAGACAGAUCCCAGGUCAAGGGACUCCUGGACAAGAUCGAGAAGAUGGUGAAGGAAAAUGGACGAGAGCACUACACCAAUGACAUGUACAGGGAAGCUCAGAGAAUAAUUGAUGAUGCAAAGGAAAGAUUUAAGCCUCUGUACCAAAAAUUUAAAGAACAAAAGCAGUCAAUAGCUAGACAAUAUCAAAUGAGCCCAGAGGAAAAGAGAAAACGAUGUAAACACAUUGUACCCUGGCUAUCUUGGUUGGUGAUUGGUUUGAGUUCUUUUGCCGUUUCUCCUUAUUUGUCAUUUGCCUUUUCUCCAUUGUUGUCGUUUGGCCUUUCUCCUUUUUUGUUGUGGCCAGUGUCUGUCCUAACAGCCUUACUGAGCUUUGCCGCAUCGAAAUUGUCUAUAGAUGCCGACUUUGCUUUGCUUUGCCUUUUUGAGAAUUAACAUCUUGAUUAAAUGGAAUAAGGAUUGAUAAAUAUUCAGAGUAAUCAGAGGGACUAUGAUCAGAAUCUAACUCUAGGCUUUUCUUGUUUACAUGUUAUUUUAAUCGUCUUUUGCAGAAACGGGCUGAUCAUUUGAUUUUGCGUGUGCACGUUUAUAUGAACACGGUGUAUUAUGGCCCCAACCUAUAUGUGACCCCUGCAACAAAUGUGCACUAAAUGU
This is a messenger RNA of Periophthalmus magnuspinnatus, 1272 nucleotides long. Its product is annotated as GTPase IMAP family member 9-like. The transcript has 2 exons. NCBI's taxonomy places the organism in Eukaryota, Metazoa, Chordata, Actinopteri, Gobiiformes, Gobiidae. The coding region runs from base 52 to 1053 and encodes 333 amino acids. Gene Ontology annotation, molecular function: GTP binding. The record is from RefSeq and is a predicted model, not a curated record.